AUGGCUGCUCUGGCUCCAAUUACCACUCCUGCUCGUCAGCCAUUUGGGAUCGUGAAUGAAUCAAAGCUGAGAAGCUUACAGAGCUUGAAAAAUCGACAGAAUGCCAUCACACCAAACUCUGCCCCGACGUCAUUGAAACGACGAGCCGUCUCUCCCGAUUUCGAAGGAGGUUCAGAUGGCGAGAACGUUGAUCCAAAUAUCCUGGACUCCUUACACAAACGUAAAAGAUCGACUUUCGACAGGGACGUAUCACUUGCAAAGACACAGCGGUACUCCUUGAACGUGACUGCCCUCCCGUCCUCCAAAUCUCGUUCUAGUGCCACUGUUGCCUCGACCCCACGACUUGAUACAUUUGUUAAGCCCUCUACUACACCCGCCUCGGCACCUCCAGCAGGCCGUUCGCCAACACGUGAACGCUCUGGUCUUCUUCGGUCACGGAAACGUUUCAAUGCACCUCCAUUCUCCAGCUCCACCCAAUCUCCAUCUCUGUCCCUGUCCGCCGCAUUGAAUGGCACGAAGAAAUCGCGUCUACAAUCCCGCAAGCUCAAAAGUGCGACAAUCGAAACUAGCAAGCCAAAAUCAUGGUUCUUCGACAUAUAUGAAGAGACUGAGGAGAUCCAAGACUACCGCAUGAACGAAUGGACCAUGACACAAAGCACGACGGGACUGGAUCUCAGUGAUGACGAAAGCAAGAGUCUACACAAGAAGUCGUCGUCUGCCGAUAGAGGCAAGGAGAACAUUGAUCCCAACGAAGUAACCGCCCCCGUAACUAGGUCCAUGACUGCUGCUGCCAACGCCACAGCGACUGCCGGAAAGGCCAAGGGGAAAGAAGUCAAGAUGGCCGACAACGGUGAAAUAAGAAGCCCGCUGGCGGAUCUUAACCCCGUGGAAUUCUAUGCCGAAGGUCUCGAUGCCACCAGUGUGGUUCUCGUGCAAGACGAGGACGAUGAGGCAGAAACUGACGUGGAAGGCGAAGAGACUAAGCAGCGUCAUGACUUUACCUUCCAACCUUCUACCACCAGCGGUUCACUGUCGUCGACCGCGAAGGUCAUUGAAGAUCUCUGCACGCCGAGCUUCGCUCAGAUAUCGAGCUCUGCCACGCCCAGUUUACUUGCCGAUGCACUAGUUGUCAAGGCUGGAACCACUGGCUGUCUUUUUACUGACGCCCACUCUGCACGUGCCGAUGCUGAUGGUGACGUUGAAAUUGAAAUCUGGGAAAGUGAGAGUGCCAAGGACGAGAGCGAGAAGGCUGAUCUUCAGCUCGAGAAUGCUGUCGACGUGGGAAGUCCGUGCUCAUCGGUUGGUGACCAGAAUGUGUUUGCCCUGCAGGAGCUGUGA
Messenger RNA from Cladophialophora bantiana CBS 173.52, 1338 nucleotides. RefSeq lists its product as uncharacterized. Lineage: Eukaryota; Fungi; Ascomycota; Eurotiomycetes; Chaetothyriales; Herpotrichiellaceae. The record is from RefSeq and is a predicted model, not a curated record. The coding region runs from base 1 to 1338 and encodes 445 amino acids. The transcript is spliced from 2 exons.